AUUGUAUCCUAAAACCAAUCUCUUAAGAAUUGGUGAGAACUUCCAUCUCCAAAACCAGCAAAGAGCCUUUCAUCUCUCACUUUGUCUUUCAUCAGUAAUGACGCUUCAAAGAGCUUUAACUCACCGUCGUUUAUUCCCCACCACCACCGCCAACAAAGUCUCCACCCUCUCGUUUCGUAACCCAUUUUCAUCCUCAUUUUUAGAGGGAACUUUCAUCCCGCUCGAGUCAUCCAAAACAACGUUUGAUCGUCAAUAUGUCUCAUUACCGGAUUCAACUGAUCACGGAUUUUUCAGAAAGUUUCUUCAGAAGAGAACUUUUUAUCAGUCAGAGGUUCAGUCAUUACCAAACGGAGAAAAAUUUAUGGAGAAGUUAAAAUCUAUGGGUAUUAAAAGAGAUCGUAUUCGACUAGAAGGAUUAACCCCUCCGAUGCUUCCUCCAUUGGAGAAGAGGAAUUCUCCAUCAAGGACAUCACGAACUACUGUUGCUACUACCCUAGAUGGAAUUGUAAUCUCAGUUAAUGAUGCCAAGAAAUUACUUAAGCUAUCUCAGCUGGAAACGUUGAAAUCUACUCUUGGAAGAAUUCCUCAGGAUUCCAUUACUUACCCGGAGUUUCUCAAGAUGUGUGUUGAUUCUGCGGGAUCUAACCAAGGUUCAGAGCUCGCCAAAAUAUUAGAUGAAUCUGGCUCGGUUAUUGUUCUAGGAAACAUUGUUUUCCUCCGUCCCGAACAGUUGACAAAGGCAAUACAGAGUGUAAUCCCUUUACCAAUAUGCGAUAAAAAUGACGCAAGAAAGACUGAAUUCGAAAACAUGGAAAAAGAGAAAGAAAUAAUUGAUGCAAAAGCAGAAGUAUUGGUGAAGAGAGAAUUGUGGAGUGGAUUAGGACUGUUAGUUCUACAAACAGCCGGAUUCAUGAGAUUAACAUUUUGGGAGUUAUCAUGGGAUGUGAUGGAACCCAUUUGUUUCUUUGUCACAUCCGUGUAUUUCAUGACUGGUUAUGCAUUUUUCCUAAAGACGUCCAAAGAUCCAUCUUUCGAAGGGUUUUUUCAAAAUCGAUUUGGCGCCAAACAGAAGAAACUAAUGAAGUCUUCUAAUUUUAAUGUGGAGAGGUAUAAUGAAUUGAAGCGAGCUUAUUAUCCAUCUCCAGCGGCAUCAAAAGCAGUUUCAUCGUCAUCAUUUGGUCAUACUAAUGCACCGUCGUCCACUUAUGCUCUCCCUUACAUAUAAAUGAAAAAUAUAUAUACAGACAUAUAUUUAUUGGAUAACCAUGAGUGGUACACGUCUUAGAGCUGAUUAAUUUAGCGGUAGCCAAACUAACAUCCACAUCAUCAUAUUUAUAUAACAAAAAAAAAAAAAAAAAAAAAAAAAAAAAAAGAAAAAAAAAAAAAAACAUA
Messenger RNA from Papaver somniferum (opium poppy), 1392 nucleotides. Its product is annotated as calcium uniporter protein 2, mitochondrial-like. Gene Ontology annotation, cellular component: mitochondrial inner membrane; uniplex complex. Gene Ontology annotation, biological process: mitochondrial calcium ion homeostasis; calcium import into the mitochondrion. Lineage: Eukaryota; Viridiplantae; Streptophyta; Magnoliopsida; Ranunculales; Papaveraceae. The transcript has 2 exons. Gene Ontology annotation, molecular function: uniporter activity; calcium channel activity. The coding region runs from base 98 to 1225 and encodes 375 amino acids. The record is from RefSeq and is a predicted model, not a curated record.